Molecule: messenger RNA, 5630 nt
Organism: Athene cunicularia (burrowing owl)
Lineage: Eukaryota; Metazoa; Chordata; Aves; Strigiformes; Strigidae
Gene: SSR1
Product: signal sequence receptor subunit 1
Exons: 9
Coding region: 1-873 (290 amino acids)
Cellular component (GO): endoplasmic reticulum; endoplasmic reticulum membrane
Source: RefSeq, a predicted model, not a curated record
AUGGGCUCUAAACGGCAAAUAGAUGAAACUUUGUCCUGUGGCUACUAUUUGUAUUGCCCAGUGUUUGAAUGUUCGGGUUUAUUAGUUGCAGCUCAAGAUGCUACAGAAGAUGAAGAAGCUGUGGAAGAUACUGUAGUUGAAGAUGAAGAUGAUGAAGCUGAAGUUGAAGAAGAUGAGCCAACAGACUUGACAGAAGAAAAAGAGGAAGAAGACUUGUCAGGAGAACCUAAAGCCUCACCUAGUGCUGAUACAACCAUCUUAUUUGUGAAAGGUGAAGACUUUCCAGCAAACAACAUUGUAAAAUUUCUGGUGGGCUUCACCAAUAAGGGUGCAGAGGAUUUCAUUGUUGAGUCUCUUGAUGCUUCUUUCCGGUAUCCUCAAGACUAUCAGUUUUAUAUCCAGAACUUCACAGCUCUCCCUCUAAAUACAGUGGUUCCACCACAGAGACAAGCCACGUUUGAGUACUCUUUCAUCCCUGCUGAGCCUAUGGGUGGUCGCCCUUUUGGACUAGUUAUCAAUCUCAACUACAGAGAUGUAAAUGGCAAUGUGUUUCAAGAUGCUGUCUUCAAUCAAACUGUUACAAUUAUUGAAAAAGAAGAUGGGCUGGAUGGAGAAACGAUCUUCAUGUACAUGUUCCUUGCUGGACUGGGUCUACUUGUCAUUGUUGGCCUACAUCAGUUACUAGAAUCUAGGAAGAGGAAAAGACCAGUACAGAAAGUAGAGAUGGGAACAUCAAAUCAGAACGAUGUUGAUAUGAGCUGGAUUCCCCAAGAAACUUUAAAUCAAAUAAUGCAGAGUAGAAGAGAUAAAGCUUCACCGAGGAGGUUGCCCUACAAGAGGGCACAGAAGAGAUCAGUGGGCUCUGAUGAGUAAAUGUUAACUAGUACAACAGUUGAACCUUUACUAAUCCUGCCUGUUUGAGUUUUUUGGAUUGGAGUAGUGCAGAGAAUCCAUAUCACCAUAAGGAAAAUACUGCUAAACAUUUGGACUGAACAGAUUAACUGAGUGGUGUUGAUAUUACUGCAAAUGCACUUCUCUUUUUUUUUUUUUUUAUUUGUUAAUUGUUGGGGGGUGGGAGGGGAAGGUAGCCAUUAAGAUUUGUGCCUGCGUGUGUAAGCAGUUCGUCUUAACAGAACUAUGUUACCUGAAAUGUGCCUUUAGAGUUCUUUGUAAUGCUGGCUUGUCAUCUGUAUGCUGUCUUUGAAGGAUUUUUCUCUUCCCCCGAAUCUGAAUGUCUAAGUGAUUUAAUCCAUCUUGAUUGUAUGUCUGUAUCAGAAUCUGUAUGCAUUUUUAUUUUUCAGUAAGUAACUUUAUUCUCUACAGCAUGCACACAGUCAAGUGUGUGUGUGGUCCUAUUUCAGUGGCAAGGCACUGAUUAUCUAGAUUGCUGCAUAGUUUGCAUUCUAAAGGCACAAUUGGGUAUAGCUGCUCAUAGUGGUAGAUAUUUUGCUGCUGUUUUGCUCCGGGCAUGCAGUGACCUAAAAAUCUGAACUUAACCUCUAUAGAUGUUAGGAAGACUCUUACACAGCAGCAGAACUUGUGAAGCAUGGAAUUUGUGUGCUGAAUUGGUAUUACUACAUAAAUUUUUUUUUUUAUACCCAACUUGUUAAAUGGUUAGUUAUUGAGUUGUGCCAGCAGCUUAGGUAUUCUGAUUAUAGUGGUAGCUCUGCAAUGUUUACUCAAGAAAUUACUGAAUAAGACAGAACAACUUUCAGUAAGUUCUUGGUUCUCCCAAAAACUAGAAUGUCAUAUGUAUCAAAAUAUGGACUUUUCUUAAAGCUUUACAUGGGGCAAGGACUUUGCAUUUACUGUACACACUUGAAACUGAAUUUGAAAAAAAAAAUGUUGGCUUCAAAUAAUCUUUUUAAAUGGCAAACUAUUUAAUUUCAUCCUUUGCAGUUUUUAAAUGUCAAACUUCUUUUCACUGGUCAGUACAUUGGUCAGUUAUUUUUUUAAUCACUUUGUCUUUUCUACUAGUAACAUGGAUGCAUAUUUAUUAACUACAUGUUAGUUCAGUACUAAAGCAGAAGUAUAUGCAAUCAAAAUGGGAUUUUCUUUUGUGGCAGGCACAGUUUACAUGAUUACCAGGUACUGAGGUACUGAUCCAUAUCCACUGCAUUCAGGAAUUUAACUGACAGUAAAAAGAUAAUGCAGAGUGUCAGUUUUGCACUUGGACAAGGCUUGGAUUGUUUGCAUCUCUUCCUGUCUCUGAAGGUUAUCUGGAAGCUUGUUGAGUUCAGGAAGGGACAUUGACUUGAGACCUCUGUUUUCUUUUUCUCCUCUUCCUGAUCCCUACAUGUGGAGGUGCUCUUCUAGAUCUACAGUUGCUCUGCAGGGACUGAGCUUCUGAGCCAAUGAAUGCUGAGCAAUACUUGCACAUCAAGUCAUAGUGUGUUUGAAGCAUCUAAACUCUGAGACUACCUGUACUGGCACUAUUUUACUCUACACUUUGCCAGAAUGAACUGUGAAAGUGUUCUUGAUUCAUUUUGCUAGGGAAAAGAUAAGAAUGGGAGAAGCAACCUCAAAGAUGCUUUGUUCAACUUCUCUUUAAUACAGCUAGCCCAUGCAGAAUAUUUUUAAUAGUUAAGAUUGUGGAAUCAUCAUACAAAUUACUUGGCAAAUAGUUGAAAGCUACUUCUGUAAGAGGUAUCUCCACUCAAAUUGUGUGGAAUAACUUUGUGUAUAGUGAUGUAAUCUGGCUGGUUCUGCAGUAGGUUUAUGGGUUUAUAUUCAAGCUUGCAUUAAUUCACUGAUUUUUAUAUAUUAAAUGCUUUGUAUGCUAAAACCUUAUAGCUAUUGCAGCACCUGAUGUACCGAACUUACAAGUUCCCUCUUGAAUUAUGUCUCUAACCUGAAAUCAAGAUUAUUUUUUUCAUUUUCUGGUAAUAAGUAAUCUUAAAAUGUAUACUCCAAUUCUCCCCAAGAUAGGAAGGUACUCUUCUGAGGGGGCGAUGAUGAGAUCUGCUCUAGAUACAGUGGUACACUAGGAAAAAAAGACAGGAUCAGAACAGAGGAUACUAAUGUGUAAUAUCCUAGUUUUAUUUGUUCAGAUAAAUAGUUUAGCCCUUACUGAUUGACUUUUGGAACAAAUUAGGCCUUCAGAAAUCUCACACUGACCAGGACUUAAGAAAACAAAGGGCUGAAGGACUGUACAAGUAAGAAAUACUUAUUUGAAGGUUUCAGCUUUCUUCUCUGUACAUGGUGGUUAACAUCCAAAUGCUUAAGUUCCAAGCAUCAAAGAAGAGAGUAGACAGUUCAGCAACCUACACAGGAACUAGCAAUGUGAAAGUCCAGUUGUAACAAGACUGACUUUCUGAUCAUAGUGUGGCAUUCACUGUGGAUGGUUCCUAGUAAUUUCCAGAAGCAUAAGUAUGAACAGUGGCCAGCAGUCCCCUACUGCUCAUGAUAAAUGAAGUAACAGUUUUGAAUUCCUUGUUAGUUUGCUGUAGCUGAAAUUUAGCAAUAACAUUCUAGUGUGUAGUGAUGAUUGAACUUUGUAUCUCUUACAUUAUUUCUAGUGAAUAGGCCAGUCUACUACACUUAGAUUUCUUCAAAUGGGAGAAUGUAGUUGUUGAUUUAUCUUGUUUAACAACUUUUAUUUUGAUACUUGAAUUUUCUACUCAAUUUUUAGACAGCUUGGUGUCAGAGGUAUGUUACUGGUACCAUUACUACCAUCAGCUGAGUAGGGUAUAGUUUCAUUAAUUUUAAGAUGGAACAAGUUUGUCCGUGGCACCCCUUUCUGUGUGGCAGCACAAGCAUUUGUAUAAUUCUUACCAGUCUAGUUUUCAGUAUGCUUACUACACUACCACAAAACUACUCGUGAGGUUAUGAGAAGCAAGGGCUCUGAAAGAUACGGGCUAGGGAUUUUUCCUUCUUAGUAAGAGAUACUAAAAUGGUUUUAGACUGCAAAUAAACUAUGGCCUUAGUGCAAAGGACCACUAAUAAUUCUUUUCUCACAGCUCCUUAACUUGUUCAAAAAAUUGUGAAGGCUUAAUGAGUCUAUACUUGGGGUGAGAAAAACUGCUUUAGAGGGCAUUUCUGCAGUGGUAGCAAAGCAUUAAUUUAGCUGUACUUGAUCUGCAUUUGACACCUGUGAGCCUCUGUAUGCUGUCUGGUUUGUGACAGCAGUUCAUAUUUUUUUUUUCCCCAAUAUCAUUUAAUCAGAGUGAGUGGCUGUCAGACUAAAGGAUAAGAUAUCAUCUUUAUUCUUCAUGUACAAAAUAAUAAAUUGUUGGCAGUGGAGAUGAAUGGAGCAGACUAGUGACAGCAAUGUUUCUGUUUGUUUCAAAACAGUUAUGCUGAACAUCUUUACCUUGGAAUGGUUGUAAUCAAAAGCAUAAUUCACUGUUUAUUUCUGGAAUGCACAGUACUGAACAGAAUGUUGCCAUUGAAAGCUCUGCAUUCAGGGAAGCAGAAGAAAAAUCAAAUAGUAAUGUAGGCUGGUUGAUCUGUUUGUCAGUGUGCCUGAUGUACUGAGCAGCAGUUGAGUCUGUUCCCUUUUUUUUUUUUUUUUUUUUUCCCCCCCUCCAAAGGAAGGACAGUACCUACCUCACAGGAGUGACACAAGGGCUUUUUCAGGAGCGUUUUGAAUUACUUGAGACUUGCACAGUACACUUCUAUGAAGAUAGUAAGACAUAGCACGAGUGUAACUUGACAGUAACUAUGUAGAUUCGUGUUGCAUCAGUUUUAAUACCCUCACUGAGCAGAAUUUAGCAGCUUUACACUUAAGACUUCUCUUAAAUACACAAGAAUUGCAAUUAACUUAAAGGAGAGUAAAGCCAGAAAGAUCUUUCAGUUUCUGUAGGUGCUUAUAGUUGGGCUAGAUAACAUUCUUCUGACAUUUUUCCAUUUCUCUAAAUUUUCCCAGGUAUUUUUUUUUUAAAUCACAUGAUAUAGAUGAUUGUGUAGAUAUAAUCAACAGUCAGUUUCAGUGACUGUUUUGGAUGAUUAAGUUCAGAUGAUGUACUGCAAAUGAAAUGUUAAAUUAACAUUUACUUUCUUACCUGCUGACUUUCAUUUAUAAGUGAGAUCAGAUCUCUUGAAAACAGCUGCAGGUUUUUUGUAAAGUAAACUUGAUUUUUUUUUUCCUUAGCAUUGUGUAGCUUUUUUUUUAAAAAAAAUAAAGCAUAAAUAUGGCACCAAAAGGCCUAAGUGGUAUGCUGGUGCUGUUUUUCUUGAUAAGCAACCUGUAGUAGCAAAUAUGCUCAGAGUGAAAACAUUCUUCUGUUAAAAAGCAGCUUUUCUACAAGUGUAUUUGGAGUGGUAAUAAUAGCAAGGAAGUGUUCUGUGAUAUUUUUGACAAUGGACUAAUAUUAAGACUACAUUCUUUAUAAGAAUAAGGGAGGGCCCUGGGAAAAUGUUCACUAGAUUCUUGAAUCCUGAUCUGUUAGAACUGAGCCAAUCCCCUACAUUUCCAGAAAGAAUAACCUGUUGUUAAACUGUAGGCAGCAUCAAAAGAUCUGUUAAGAUGCCUAGAGGCUGCUGGAGACCAAAGUUAAAACAAGGCCAAACCCAUAUAGCUUUAAAGUGUAUGCCAUUGUCUGACCAAGCCAACGGUAAUAUUCAGGUAGCAAUACUGAAGGUGUACUGCCUCCAAACAGAAGGAUAGAAACAAACAAACAAAACCCAAA